UAAAAACCAAUCCAAUGCCCUGCAAAAGCAGCAGGCCCAGCUAGCUAGCUUAGGUCUCCCCCCGCCAUUUGCGUAAAACCCACUUGUCCCCUAUAAUCCAUUCAUCACUUCCCUUCUUCUUCUUCUUCUUCUUCUUCUUCAUCUCCCUUCUCAUCUUUCUCUCUGCCCUAAUAAGCUUGAACUCUAAAGCUAGAGAGAGAGAGAGAAGGGGGAACAAAACCAAUAGAUCGAUGGGGCGGCACUCGUGUUGUCUGAAGCAGAGGCUGAGGAAAGGGCUGUGGUCCCCCGAGGAAGAUGAGAAGCUCUUUAACUACAUCACCCGUUAUGGCAUCGGCUGCUGGAGCUCUGUCCCCAAGCUGGCCGGGUUGCAGAGAUGCGGGAAGAGUUGCAGGCUGAGGUGGAUAAACUACUUGAGACCUGACCUUAAGAGAGGAAUGUUCUCUCAGCAAGAGGAAGAUCUCAUCCUCAGCCUUCACCAGCUUCUUGGCAAUCGAUGGGCCCAGAUUGCAGCGCAGUUACCGGGAAGGACGGACAACGAGAUUAAGAACUUCUGGAACUCGUACCUGAAGAAGAAGCUGAUGAAGCAAGGAAUUGACCCAGCAACCCACAAGCCAAUCACCAGGGAGGUGGAAGUGACAUGUGAGAACAUUAGCUCAACCGGGGCUGAGCAUUCUUCACUUCCACCACCUUUAGUUAUUAAUAGACCGAACGAGCCCGCAUUUCUUCUUACUCACCCGGCCAUCGACUUCUCCCUAAACGCCGGAAUAAUCAGCACAGACAAACAGACGUUCGACCCUUCGGCCACUCUAGACUUCCAUCAAGCAGCAGUUACUGAUCAUCCUGUCAGCUAUGGCACGGCCCUUGGCACAAGCAUGAGAUCGUCCAACUGCACUGGUCAUGGGAGCAUCAUCGGGGCAGAAUCAAUUUCCUCCGACAACCUGGCUUCGAGAAUGAGUUAUCUGUUCUUCAAUGAGUCAUCAGUGACUAGGGAUUAUCAGAUAAACAAUGAUCUAGAAAAUACUGUAAAUGCAGCUUUCUCUUGGGGAUCAGGCUAUUGCAAUAAGGUGAAUUCUUCUCCCUAUCAGUUUCAGCAGCUCGGCGAGACUAAGUCCGAAGAAGCAUCGAAGCCCAGUCCGUGGAGUCAGCAGGAACAGUCGGUUAUCACUUCGCACAACGCAUUAGACUUUGGGGACUAUCACUUAACAUCGAUGCCAGAAGAUUAUGACGUUUUCCAGGACUUGUACGCUUCAUGUACGUUAACAUCUUCAGUCGACCGGCCCCUCUUACUACAGAAACCUUGAUCGGUUCAAUGCUCCCAUAUGGUGAGCAUUUACUUAGAACGUAUGUACGAGCACACUUACAUCCCGGAGGAGGUAUGAGAGAUCGAUGAUCAGACGGUUUUUCAUUCGAUAACUUUUUUUUGGUUUGGGUAUUCUUAGAGAGAGAGAAGAUAAAACGACGUCGACUGACCAAUGCAUACGAUUUCUUUCCUGUGGUAUGUACACCACAUAGUUUUCUUAACACUACAUGAUAUGAUUGCAAACAGUUUCAUUGA
Punica granatum (pomegranate) is the source of this 1555-nucleotide messenger RNA. Lineage: Eukaryota; Viridiplantae; Streptophyta; Magnoliopsida; Myrtales; Lythraceae. The record is from RefSeq and is a predicted model, not a curated record.